GAGUUUCUCCUCUAACGAAAGGUCUAUAGAUCCUUCAUCAUGGCCUUGGAAGCUUGCACCACUCAGAUUACAUGUCAAAAUGUCUUUGAUGAGCAAAGGGUCUUCACCGGCUUCUCCGACAUCCUGGAAGAAACCCUGAAGAUACUGCUGAGCCUGUGCAACGAUGAGCCAACCAGGCUAAGGGAGCUGAACGACCGCUUUGCCAGCAACAUCGACAGGCUCACUUUCCUGAAGGAGGAGAACCACAACCUGCAGGUGCAGGUGGAGCACCUGCGAGUCCAUGAGACGAAGCGGAUCUCUUCCUUGUAUGAGGAGCAGAUGAGCAAGAUGAGAGAGGAGAUGGAGAAUCUCACUCGUCAAAAAGCAGAAACGGAUCUGAAGUUAAAGGAACUGACUAUCAGACUGGAGACCGAGACUAAACUGAGAAGAGAAGCCGAGGAAAGGAUUGCCGUUUUGUUAAAGGAAUGCAACACUCCUGCUCUGGAAACCCAUCUCUUCAAAAUUAGGUCACUGGAGGAGAAGAUUGCCUUAAUGAACAAAAUCUAUGAAGAGAGGAACGAUACAGAAUACUGGAGAAAGAUAAUAACUGAUGUGAAACGUGACAAUGGAGGCCCCAACACUGACUGGACGGUGAUUCUUACCAAAAUACGGCAGGAGAUGGUGAAGCUGAUCGGCAACAGUGAUAUUAAUGAGUCUGAGGUGUUGUACAAGUCAAAGAUCACAGAAUGGAAGAAGAGGCUGCGUGUGAGAGAGGAAGAACUCAACGAGGCCCACCAGAAGAUCUCUGAGUUUGCACUCCAGAUCCAGAACAACAACUGUGAGAUCAGCUCACUCCGAGCAACCAUCGAGGGCCUGAAGGGCCAGAUACUGAGAACGGUGGAAUACCACAAGAUCGAGACCGACGGCUUGCAAAAGACAAUUUCAAGCCUCAAAGAAGAGAUCAGCAGUAAGGAGAGUGAGAUGGCGUUUUAUGUCCGCAAGUACCAGGGUCUGCAUAAUGCCAAGGCAGUGAUGAACUUGGAGAUCACUGCCUACAAACACCUGCUGGAAGCUCAGGAGGGCAGGAUGAAAGCAUCUAAGUCGAGCAACCCCAGCCAGAUGAUCAAAGGGGAAUACUACCUUGAGGCUUUCAGACGGGAGCAUGGUGGAACGAUCAUAAAAGAAACCAGGAUUUCCCAGCACGAGGAACCUGGCCAAGAGUCAGCAGUGAGCAUGACCGUCACGAUGGGACAAGAAGAUACAGGAACCAACAGAAACUAGAAUAUGAGAAGAAUAAGACAAAUAUGAUAAAAGUGGAUAAUCGAUUCUUGUGAUUAUGCUUAUUUUUCUUUUGUUUGAUGUUGUCUUUCUUUGCCUGCUGGUGUUUCCAGUUGAACGUGUCCCACAUGCAUGAACAUUCAACAAGCCUUUUAGAUGACCUGCUUUGUGAUUUAUACUGCGACAAUAUAGUAUUAUAUCAGCUCCAUGUUAUAUGACACUACCAUAUAAUUAAUGACAAUCUCUUGUAUUUAACCAUCACUAAAACAAUCUAAUCUCAUUAUUUUCCAUUAAAUGGCCCAUCAUUACUGACUGAGCUGCUUGUCUAAACUUCUCAUAUUCAUAUAUAUGUGUAUGAUUUAAGUAAUGUAAUUAUAUUAUGUAUCUUGCUCUCAUAUCCUUCAAACAUGUAUUUCUUAUAUUUGAAUCCUGCAUUAUUUUUACUGUUUAUUUCUUUUUAGGGUAUUUCAUGUCUGUUUCAGUGCUAUGAUUUAAAUAUCGAAGUAAAAAGUGAGCAACACAGAAAACACAUUGUUUUACUGUUCAGGAUGUGACUUGUUUUCUCUUAAAUUCUUGUGGCUUUUGCCAUCAUAUCACAUAAAGUUUGUUAUGAGAUUUCCAACAGAGCCUUUGGGCCAGAAUCCUCUUUUUAAACACCUUUUUCAUUAACUUCUAAAUUUCCAGUUAAGGAUUUGUAUACAUUUCUUGAUUUCCUUACAACCUAAGUUUGGAUUUGGAUAGUCUUAUUAAUAUAUUUUCAUACAAAUUAUGUACCAGUUACAUUACACUUCCAGAGAUCUGCUUUGAAUGUU
Messenger RNA from Fundulus heteroclitus (mummichog), 2069 nucleotides. RefSeq names its product glial fibrillary acidic protein. Bases 40 to 1260 code for a protein of 406 amino acids. Lineage: Eukaryota; Metazoa; Chordata; Actinopteri; Cyprinodontiformes; Fundulidae. The record is from RefSeq and is a predicted model, not a curated record. The transcript is spliced from 12 exons.